Molecule: messenger RNA, 4550 nt
Organism: Epinephelus moara (kelp grouper)
Lineage: Eukaryota; Metazoa; Chordata; Actinopteri; Perciformes; Serranidae
Gene: gab1
Product: GRB2-associated binding protein 1
Exons: 13
Coding region: 558-2831 (757 amino acids)
Source: RefSeq, a predicted model, not a curated record
GAGGAGGGUGAGUUUAGGGAAAGACGGAGCCACCCUGUCAAUCACAAUUAAGGAACCAUGGGAGUAAACUGGUAAGGAAGCUCGGCGGAACCACUGUGUUUACGGUGAAGAUUGUUUUAAUUUGCGCAGAAACGACAACUAUGCGCCGGUACACUGUGGGACAUUUUCAUCUGAUCUCGCCAACUGGAAAUCGCUCCACUUUGACGGGAAUUAGCAUGAGGCGUCACAUAUAACAACAAAAACUUAGCGACUUUCAGUUGCCUGCGCCUGUUUUUUGCCCCCACAGCGUUUCAGUUUGAACAUAAUACACAAGUCACCGUUGAUAUUUGUACAAAAGGCGGUGCCGCGGAGGGUUAUAUUAACUCCAAGCCCAGGAUAUACCCGUUUAUUUGACUUCAACCCGUGGAAAAUCUGGUCUGUGCAUUUCAGAGAACUGCCGUGUCGGUGAGUCGACUUUCGAAGAAGGAGUGACGGUACAAGACGACACUCCCAAAAACAAACGAAGCCAAGCAGCAAUCCCCGCUCCAACUCCGAGGGAGAGCAAGAAAGGAGCAGAUAUGAGUGGGGGAGAUGUGGUGUGCUCAGGGUGGCUGAGAAAGUCUCCUCCUGAAAAAAAGUUGAGACGUUACGCAUGGAAGAAGCGGUGGUUUGUUCUUCGCAGUGGCCGUCUGACAGGCGACCCAGACGUGUUGGAGUACUACAAGAAUGACCAUACCAAGAAGCCCAUCCGCGUGAUUGAUCUCAACUUGUGUGAGCAGGUGGACGCUGGGCUGACGUUCAACAAGAAGGACUUGGAGCACAGCUUCAUAUUCGACAUCAAGACCAUCGACCGUGUCUUCUACCUGGUGGCUGACACCGAAGAAGAGAUGAAUAAGUGGGUUCGCUGUAUCUGCGACAUCUGUGGCUUUAACCCCACCGAUGACGAGGCAGCGAAAGCUGCUCACCAGUCAGCCAUCGGAGGCCUGGUAGUGGACACCCCACCACACCCAGCACUGGGUAAUAUUGUCGGUCCAGCAGCAGUGUUGUCCAGCGUGCCCCCUCCAUACCAACCAGUCAGUGUACGACACCUGGACUCUCAGUCCAGCUCAGAGGAGCCCCAGGAUUACCUGUGGCUGGUCAACUGUGAGAGCAAAAAGCCCGAACCCAACAGAGCCCAUGCUGAGUGUUCCAAGUCUACCUCUUCAGAGACAGACCUGAAUGACAACGUCCCCUCUCACCGCACACCCACAUCCUCCACCUCCUCAGCUAAACACACCUCGCACAACGGCUUCUUCCCACAGCACCCGGCCCCUGCCUCCGCCUCUUCCAUCUACGACUCGCCUCCAUCACGCGGUGCCUCACUCUCAACUGACGGCGGCCUUUACCACCUGCCUCGCAGCUACUCCCAGGACACUGUGCUGCUCCCAAAGUCAGCCUCCUCCCCUCUGGCCCAUCCGGACAGCGUGGACGGCUCUGAGCUCUACGUCUUCAACACACCGUCACGGAAACCCUCGAUGGAGUCGCAGAUGCGCAACCUUUCCAUCAGUUAUGAUAUCCCACCUACGCCUGGGGCAAACUGUACCUACCAGGUGCCCCGCACGUUGUCAGCGUCGACAGGGGUAGGAGGCACAGAGGGUGGGGGAGAUGUAGUACCCCCUCCCAGACCACCCAAGCCUUCGCUCAGUUCCACCUCAGGACUCCCGCCACCCCCUGCUGAGCGCUCACCUACGGACACCUAUUGUGUGCCUCGCUCAGCGUCAGAGACGGACGGAAACUACUGUGUGCCUACUAGUGCUGGGAAUAAGGCUUUACGCAGCAACACUAUUGGCACUGUGGACAGUUCACGCCUCCGCAAAGAUUUUGGAUCCCAGGACUGCUAUGACAUUCCUAGAUCAUUCCCCUCGGAGAAAAGCUGCUCGUUUGACUUCAACGAAAGCUUCAACAGCUACUUUAAAAACAAAGGAAUGAUGCCAGUGGGCAGCCAGUCCACAGAAGAGGUAGACCAGAACUAUGUACCCAUGAGUGCCAACUCCCCGUCAAACCAUCACUCAGGCAGUUUGUCGGAGCCGAUGCACGAACCGAACUAUGUGCCCAUGACCCCAAGCACCAUGGAGUUCCCCUCCCUGGGAAAGCAGGUCCCCCCACCCGCCCACAUGGGCUUUCGCUCCAGUCCCAAGACCCCUCCUCGCAGGCCAAUGCUCAGUGACUGCCAGCCCCCGCCUGUGGACCGAAAUCUCAAACCUGACCGCAAAGGUCAGAGUCCUAAAAUAAUAAGAGCAAAAGGUGUCGGUUUAGAGCGAACUGACUCUCAAACCGUAGGUGAAUUCCCGAGGGGACGACGCAAGGGAAGACCCGCUCCACUGGAGAUAAAACCACUGCCAGAAUGGGAAGAGCCUUGUACGCCUGUCCGCUCGCCUGUCACACGGUCAUUCGCUCGGGAUCUCUCUAGGUUUCCAAUGCCAACAAGACCCCCGUCAGUGCAUAGUACGGCCUCCAGCACUGACUCCGAGGACUGUGAUGAGAAUUAUGUAGCCAUGGUCUCUAAUAUGUCCACAGAUGAACCAAACAUGAAGCUUGGUGCCCCCAUGACCGCGGAUGGUGGGAGCAGCCCGAUGGUGAAGCCGAAGGGAGACAAACAGGUGGAGUACCUGGAUUUGGAUCUUGACCCCGGCAAGUCUACCCCACCUCGGAAGAUGAAAAGCAAUGGAACUGGCAUGGCAGCAUCAGAUGAGCGUGUUGACUACGUGGUUGUGGACCAGCAACGGACACAGGCCCUCAAGAGCACCCGGGAGGCCUGGAACGAUGGCCGCCAAUCCACAGAGACAGACACCCCUUCCAAGGGACCCAAGUGACCCUGUUGUCCCAACUGCCAACCCACCCUCCAAACCCCCAGACCGUUGGGCCUUUUACACUUGUGAAGGCUCUGGUUUGUGCUUUGGGAUGGUCCAGCUGUCACGUUCCACCUCAGCAAGAUCCUUCAUGUGUAGGGGCCAGUGGAGCUUCAUAGCCACUCAACAGUGUUUAGUUUACACUGCUGUCAGGCCUAGGACAGCACUGUGUGUACAGUUGUAGGAAGGGGUGUGAGCCAGGAAUAAGCUGUAUGCAGUAUGAAAGCAGGUGGAAUGACUGGACUUGUCUACGGGGUUUGACUUAAGCAGACUCAUGAACUUUGAACAUUCACUGCCUCCUAUAUUGGGUUAGUUUUUUUUUUUUGUUUUGUUCUGUUGUUCACCUUUCAAUGGCUGGUGGCCUGAUCCACAGUUAACAUUUCCUUAAAUUAUAAUGCUGUUUGAUGUUGUUUUGGAGUGUAAGUGAAAUCACUUGAUAACAUGAUCACAGUACUUUAUCAAUGCAACACUCUACGCCUUAGGAUAGCUGGUUAACAGUGUUGAUUUUUCAGUUUCUCCCGUUCAAGUGGAGUGAAGUUUCCAUGGGCACUGGUCCCAGGUCAGUUUUACAAUGUCUUCACUAAGAUAGUUUGGAUGGCUGAAACUGACCCUGAUGUCUGUCUAAGGCAAACUUCAAACCUGAUCCCCAGGAUAACCCAGUGCGAAAGAAUUUCAUAGUUUUAUUACUUUUGACUUUCAAUGCAACGGCAGUUGAACUCGUUCAUUUUACAUGUAACAAGUGCUCAAUUUAAGCUUUGGAUUCACUCAAGGUUUAAUCCACUGAACAUGAUUUGAUUUCCAUUUACUUUGUACAUGGAGAUGCUUCAAUCUGUUAUAAUGGAAGUGCAAAGACUGUACAAAAGUGUUAUGUAUAUAAACAGGAAAAGUGUCCUUUAUUUGUAUGGAAUAUCCAGCGUGUUUGACUCGAAGGUAUGUGGAUUCUGCAGGGUAGAAUCCUGUGCCUGUCUUAGGUGGUAUCAGGACUUGUGAUUAAUGAAUGAAUUACUGUGAGUUUUUAAAAAGAACGUGACAGGUUUUCUAUAAGUUAUGCAAAGGUAUCAAACUUAGGCUAGAGAGAGAGAAAAUCAGGUACUAAUAAUACAACUAUCCAUUUCUAAUUUAUUUCUCAAGUUAUUUCAUCAGGUGGAUGUCCUGUCCACUUUUAGCUCAGUAUUCUUGAUUCAUAUGGAGGAACAUUUGCUCUAGUCUGUUAAAAUGCUUAGUUUGACAAGCGCCGGUCAAUUAGUUUCACAAGUUCAUUGAUAUUCCUCAUUUCUCUCUCGUCGUAGGUUUAAUUUAUUUCAAAUUGAACUGGCAUACAGUUUUGGGAAAUUGACUGCCUCAUGUAGUCAACUUGAUACAUCUUUAAUAGACGGUGAAAAAGUCGUUAUGUCUGCAUAAAUCUGUGCUUUACUAACCUGUGAACUCUCACUCAGAAGUCCCGAGCAUGUGCUACCACGAGAUAAAAUCAUUGCUGUACAUAUUCUUGCCAUCAAUUAGAUUAACAUGUAUCAUUUGAAAAAUGUGCCUACUAAGUCAUCUUCAUUCUACUUCACUCUUUCCUUAUUGCAGUCUCUUUGUGAUACGGACUGCAGAGCUGAUGAUGCUUUAUCUUUUUUAAUGAAUCUCGACAGAAAAUGUAAAUUUUAAAAGUGGACUAAAUAAAAUCCAACCUCUUAUGCA